ACCAGACUCCCAGUCACCAGGGUUCCUGUCCAGCCAUCGCCUGCCUUUUCUAAGGAUGAGCCAGCUUUACCUAUGGGUGACAUGCCAACCUGUUCAUGCUGCCAGUAUCAGAGGAGUCCUCACUGGUGCCUUCUUCAUUCUAGGCUGCUGGGGGCUCCCUGAUUUCCAGAAGGGUUUUCUUCAAGGUCUGGAACCCAAGGAGGUAUCCUCUUACUUUGGCCACCACGCUGCUGCACUCACAGGCCAUCCUUCCUCUCACCUCCGGAGACUGAGAUGGAGAAGGACUUUGGGGGACAUUCUGCAUCUGGAACUGCUGGUAGCUGUGGGUCCCGAUGUCUACCAGGCUCACCAGGAGGACACAGAGCGCUACGUGCUCACCAACCUCAACAUCGGGUCAGGACUGCUGAGGGACCCAUCCCUGGGGGUUCAGUUCCAGGUGCACCUGGUGAAGCUUAUCAUUCUCUCUGACUCAGAGAGUACUCCAAAUAUCACGACCAACAUCACCUCAUCCCUGAUGAGUGUCUGUGAGUGGAGCCAGACAGUCAACCCCCACGAUGACAAGGAUCCAAGUCAUGCUGACCUGAUUCUCUAUAUAACUAGGUUUGACCUGGAGUUGCCUGAUGGAAACAAGCAGGUUCGGGGGGUCACCCAGCUUGGAGGUGCCUGCUCCCCUUCCUGGAGCUGCCUCAUCACUGAGGACACUGGCUUCGACCUAGGGGUCACCAUUGCUCAUGAGAUUGGGCACAGCUUUGGCCUGGACCAUGAUGGUACUCCAGGUAGCGGCAGCACCUGUGAGGCCAGUGGCCAUGUGAUGGCGUCUGAUGGCGCAGUGCCUACUGGAGGGGCCCUGGAGUGGUCCACCUGCAGCCAAAGGCAGCUGCAGCACCUGCUCAGCACAGGGCAAAUGCACUGCUUCUGGGACCUGCCUGGGCUACAAGCAGGACUUUCAUGGCCCCAGCUGGUGGUGCAGCCUGGCCUCUACUACAGUGCAGAUGAUCAGUGCCGUGUGGCUUUUGGCUCUGGGGCUGUCGCCUGCACCUUCUCCAGGGAGGGUCUGGAUGUAUGCCAGGCUCUAUCCUGCCACACGGACCCCCUGGACCAAAGCAGCUGCAGCCGCCUCCUUGUUCCUCUCCUGGAUGGGACAGAAUGUGGUGUGGAGAAGUGGUGCUCCAAGGGUCGCUGCUGCUCUCUAGCCCAGCUCACCCCUGUGGCGGCGGUACAUGGACACUGGUCUAGCUGGGGCCCCCACAGUCCUUGCUCCCGAUCCUGUGGAGGAGGGGUGGUUACCAGGAGACGGUGGUGCAACAAUCCCAGGCCUGCCUUUGGGGGACGUACAUGUGUGGGUGAGGACCUCCAGGCCAAGAUGUGCAACACACAGGCUUGUGAGAAGACUCAGUUGGAGUUCAUGUCCGAGCAGUGUGCCCAGACUGACAGCCGGCCAGUACACCUUUCCCAAGGCAGUGCCUCCUUCUACCACUGGGACGCCGCCGUGCAGUAUAGCCAAGGGGACACUCUGUGCAGACACAUGUGCUGGGCUGUCGGAGAGAGCUUCAUUGUGAGCCGUGGAGACAGUUUCCUAGAUGGGACCCGCUGUGUGCCAAGUGGUCCUCGGGAGGAUGGGACCCUGAGCUUGUGUGUGUUGGGCAGCUGCAGGACCUUUGGCUGUGAUGGCAAGAUGGACUCCCAGAAGGUUUGGGAUGCGUGCCAGGUGUGCGGAGGAGACAACAGCACGUGCAGUAAACAGAAUGGCUCUUUCACAGCUGGGAGAGUCAGAGAAUAUGUCACAUUCCUGACAGUUACUCCCAACAUGACCAGCGUGCACAUCGUGAACCGCAGGCCUCUCUUCACACACUUGGCGGUGAGGACCCAGGGGCACUACAUUGUGGCAGGGAAGACCAGCAUCUCACCUAGCAUCAUAUACCCUUCCCUUCUGGAGGACUGCCGUGUGGAGUACAGAGUGACUCUCACUGAGGACCGGCUGCCCCACUUAGAAGAGAUUCACAUCCGGGGACCUGUCUGGGACGACAUGGAGAUCCAGGUGUACAGACGAUAUAGAGAGGAAUAUGGGGAUCUUACACACCCAGACAUCACCUUUACCUACUUUCAACUGAAGCAGGAAGCCGUUUGGGUAUGGACUGCUAUACGUGGACCCUGCUCAGUGAGCUGUGGGGCAGGGCUGCGCUGGGUGACCUACAGCUGCCAAGAUCAAGCUCAAAAGGGGGUGAAUAGUACCCUGUGCCAAGGGAGCCCACAGCCACCUGCAUGGCAAGAGCCCUGUGUCCCUGCCCCCUGCCCUCCAUACUGGACAACUGGAGACUUCAGCCCAUGUAGCGUGUCCUGUGGUGGGGGUCUUCGGGAGCGGUUGGUGCGCUGUGUGGAGGCUCAAGAUGGUUUCUUAAGGACUCUGCCACCAGCCCGGUGCAAAGCGGUAGCCCAGCAGCCAGCAGCAGAAGUGGAAAAUUGCAACUCCCAGCCCUGUCCCACCAGACCGGAGGUGUCACACCCUGGCCCUUGUGUGUCCACCUGUGAAGACCUGGCCUCAGGGAAUGUGACAUGUGUGCCCAGAGUGAGUGACCUGGAGAAGUCAGCAACUGCAGCUCCCUGCCUCACAGAUGAGAUGCCACCGACGCUGGAACCCUGUUUCAGGACCACAUGUUCUCCAGGCUGGGGUCAGCUGGACACCACGGCUCUGGGAGAGGAGGCUCCAACCCCUGCGGGCAGCGCCAAGCCAGAGGCUCAGGCUGCACAUGUGUGGACUCCUCUGGUGGGACUGUGCUCCACCUCCUGUGGGCGAGGUCUGAUGGAGUUGCGUUUUCUGUGCAUGGAUUCUGUCCUCAAGGUGCCUGUCCAGGAAGAGCUGUGUGACUUGGCCAGCAAGCCCUCGAGCCGGUGGGAGGUCUGCUGGGCUGGCCCAUGUCCUGCUCGGUGGGAGACUCAAGUCUUGGCACCAUGCCCCGUGUCCUGUGGAGGGGGACGAGUGCCACUAGCUGUUCGUUGCAUGCAGCUGGACCAUGGCCGACCUGUGUUUCUACCUCACUCCAAGUGCUGGCCAGUGCCUAGGCCAUUCCCCUUCAAGGACUGCAAUCCUGAGCCCUGUCCUGCUAGGUGGCGUUACAAGCUGGCGGCCUGUAGUGUGAGCUGUGGGGGAGGGCUCGCCCGGAGAAUCCUGUACUGUGCCCAGGCUCGUGGUGAGGAUGACGACGAAGAGAUUCUGCCUGACACUCAGUGCCAGGGAUUGCCUCGCCCCGAGUCCCAUGAAGCCUGCAGCCCAGAGCCCUGUCCUCCCAGAUGGAAAAUCCUGUCCCUUGGCCCAUGCUCAGCCAGCUGUGGCCUUGGCAUUGCCACACGAACAGUGGCCUGCAUGCAGCUUGACCAAGGCCAUGACAGUGAAGUGGAUGAAACUUUCUGCAAGGCUCUGGUGCGGCCCCAGGCCAGGGUCCCCUGCCUCAUUGCUGACUGUGCCUACCGGUGGCACAUCAGCACCUGGACAGAGUGCUCUGUCUCCUGUGGAGAUGGCAUCCAGCGCCGGCAUGACACCUGCCUGGGACCCCAGGCUCAAGUGCCUGUGCCAGCCAGCUUCUGCCAGCACCUACCCAAGCCAGUGACAGUGAGGGGCUGCUGGGCUGGACCCUGUGCAGGGCAGGAGACCCCCAGCUCACUGGCCCACGAGGAAGCUACUCUCCCCAGCCAGACCCAGGCUGCUGUCACUCUUGCCUCUCUGGAGUGGUCCCAGCCCCAAGGCCAAGCCCGCACCCUCUUCCCAGCCUCCCGGUCUCUGGGGCUCCAGGAAAACCUGGAAGAGUCUGGUGCUUGCGGAAGGCAGUACCUGGAUCCCACAGGAACAAUUGACUUGCGAGGUCAAGGGCAGGGAGACUGCGUGGUGGCCAUUGGGCGGCCUCUAGGUGAAGUGGUGACCCUCCAAAUCCUCGAGAGCACCCUCAAGUGUAGUGCAGGGGAGCUGUUGCUGCUCUGGGGUAGGUUCACAUGGAGGAAGACGUGCUGGAAGAUGUCUGGCAUGACUUUCAGCACCAAAACCAACACACUGGUGGUGAGGCAGCACCGUGUGCUGCCAGGAGGAGGAGGAGGAGUCCUGCUACUGUACCGGAGCCAACCUGCCCCAGGGACCUUCUACAGAGAAUGUGACAGACAGCUCUUCGGACCUCGGGGUGAAAUUGUGAGUCCCCCAGGGAGCCCGGAUGGGAGGAAUGCAAAGAGCUGCCGGGUCUUCAUCAGUGUGGCCCCACAGGCCCGCAUUGCCAUCCGUGCCCUGGCCAGUGACGUGGGCACUGCCUCCGAGAGGACCAACGCCAACUAUGUCUCGAUCAGGGAUAUCCACAGUCUGAGGACCACAACAUUUUGGGGGCAGCAGGCACUCUACUGGGAGUCGGAAGGCAGCGAGGCUGAACUGGAGUUUAGCCCUGGUUUCCUGGAGGCGCAUGCCAACCUCCAGGGUCAGUACUGGACCAUCCCACUGAGGACACCAGAACAGGACAACAGCCUGGCUCUGUCUUAGAUUUCUCUCCAACCGCCGGAAAGAGAGGCAAUCCUACACUUACGUGACCAGUCUUGGAGGGUUCAACACUAGCCUCUUGAGAGGUUCUAACGCCUGCGGGUCUUGGGGAACCUCUUUUAGGGACCUUUUCCAGGUGCAGAAGGGCUAGGGCUGCUGGGAGGUGGAGAUCGGACAAGCAGUCCCAGCCCCAGUUGCUAAUAAAGGAUACAGGAAACCCG
Molecule: messenger RNA, 4731 nt
Organism: Peromyscus leucopus (white-footed mouse)
Lineage: Eukaryota; Metazoa; Chordata; Mammalia; Rodentia; Cricetidae
Gene: Adamts13
Product: ADAM metallopeptidase with thrombospondin type 1 motif 13
Exons: 30
Coding region: 56-4513 (1485 amino acids)
Biological process (GO): proteolysis; extracellular matrix organization
Cellular component (GO): extracellular matrix
Molecular function (GO): metalloendopeptidase activity
Source: RefSeq, a predicted model, not a curated record